AUGGAGUAUUCUCGAUUCUCACUUCUCCCCAUUCCAGCCACUAUUCGACGUCGGCUCCCCCGCCUAUAUUCCUCGCAUAGACCUGUAUCAGAUAACGACUCGAGCGGGGUCGAAACAUUGCGUCACGGGCUGACCUCGUUAUCGGAGCCACACUUAUGUCACCUACAAUUCCCAGAAUUACGAAUCAUUGAGACACAAAGACCCUCCACAGCAAGUGAUAGUCUUGAUUCAUUUGAAUCUGGCUCUGUCGGUACCGAGAGCCCUCCCACUGAGGAGGGAAUGUCACCGGCAAAGUAUGAGACUGAGUCUGGAUUACGAUGGAAUAGGGUCGUACCUGCAUUUAAUCUGUUGCGCAAUGCAGGCUAUGAAGCUCAACAGCCUUUUGCUGAUGGUCGAUUAACACGAUCGCUUUACGUCAAUGCGUUGAUGUAUCUACUAGAUGCACUUCCGUCUGAUCUUACGCCCGAAGAAACAAUCAUGCUUCGGAAUCGUCUUCCGGAGUCUGUUAAGUCAUCCAUAAGCUCGAAUUUACAAUCACAAUCGCAGCUGGAAGGCCAAGCACCAACAAAAGCACUUCCUUGUCACCGCUCAUACUUGCAUAGACUUCUUGCAUCCGCCAUCAUUCAAUUUUUUCUUUUGGUUCGGUUUCUGAUGCCAUAUUUGAGGAUCUUGCUGCGGCAAGUUUAUGAAUACGAACGAUCGCAUCGUAUCACACAACGUCUAGUGACAACGACGUUGGAUGCAGCAGAUGGACUGGGCAAAAAAGGCGUGGAUAUUGGUACAGCAUUUUGCAGGAUUAAUGAAGGCCGUGUGGGCGUAGCUGUGGGAAAUCUCUUGAGCUGGUGGGUGGAAGGCAUCGCUGGAGGUAUAUACGAAGGUGUAGGAGAAGGUAUGAUGCACUUGGGACUUUUGAAACCAGGCUUAGAGCUCGAUAGAUUGGCAUUUAAGCCUGAUCGGCCUUAG
Molecule: messenger RNA, 963 nt
Organism: Penicillium malachiteum
Lineage: Eukaryota; Fungi; Ascomycota; Eurotiomycetes; Eurotiales; Aspergillaceae
Exons: 2
Coding region: 1-963 (320 amino acids)
Source: RefSeq, a predicted model, not a curated record